AUGGAUGGCUUUGAGCGGAGCGUAAUAAAAAAUAAGGAACUGAAUAAUAAAAUAGGUUUAAUUGAUUUGUUACGUGAUAAAAUGAAUGAACCUGAAAAUGAAUUGAAAGGUAAACAUAAUCUACAAAAUUUUCAAAUACUAGACGUUAAUAUCAAGCAACCACCGUCUAUCAUCUCAUCAUCAUUGCUCAGGAUUAAUGUAUCACCAUUUCAAUCGUGUGAUAUACAAAAAUGUUUAGCUGAUGAAGAACAUCGUAUAAGUUUGUGA
Didymodactylos carnosus is the source of this 267-nucleotide messenger RNA. Lineage: Eukaryota; Metazoa; Rotifera; Eurotatoria; Philodinida; Philodinidae. The record is from the annotation of a GenBank genome assembly.